This is a messenger RNA of Ustilago hordei, 1314 nucleotides long. RefSeq lists its product as uncharacterized. The record is from RefSeq and is a predicted model, not a curated record. The transcript has a single exon. Bases 1 to 1314 code for a protein of 437 amino acids. Lineage: Eukaryota; Fungi; Basidiomycota; Ustilaginomycetes; Ustilaginales; Ustilaginaceae.
AUGUUAUCAUCUAGGACAACUGCCCGUGCGGGCUUCUUGAUCCUCACCUGCGCCUUGUGUGCGUCGGCAUUAACAGUUCCAGGUGGUCCCUCUGUCUUUGCACCAGACGCUCCAGGCUCUUUGCAGAAGCGUGCAAUCAUGAAGGGCAACAACUAUGUUCCGCUUGCAGGCACAACGGUGCCCCUCACACCACUCUUGCUCAUCUUUGCCGGUCUUGGAGCCGCCGCAAUCGGCCUCGUCAUUGCUCUGAUCCGCAUCCUCAUGCCCUCGUGUAUGUCGAGAUCCUCGCGCAUCAUCCUCGAGGAGCGGGAACGGGCUCGUCAGGACUUGCGCGUUCGUGGCGCAGCCAGUCCUCGAGCCAGUCCUGGCGGAAGCCCUACACCAGGAGCCAGCACUCCAACGCAUGCACGACGAUACCCAACGAACAAACCAAUACGCCCGCUCGGACGCCACUCGCGAGGUAGCAGCAUGACAGCAGCAGAAUCCGCAGCCUAUUCCGCCAAGCGACCAUCCCAUGGCUACCGUGGCACUUCUUUCUCACUAGCAGAGGCACGCAAGAACUCGGACAAGUCCUAUCGGUCCAGCAUCAGCGGCCUCCAACUGCCAUUACUCAACUCGAACGAUUCCAGCAGUGGCUCCUCGUUCCAUGUCAGUGCACGAGAAAAGACCAUGUCGGAACGAGCGAGAUAUCCCAUCACAACCACCAACCAGCCUACUUCACCACGUCGGGGUGGCGACCGUCGACUCAGUUUUGGUACGCGCAACCUCAACCUCAACCGCACCAGUUCCAUCGGCAAGGGUGCUGACUUGCAACGCACACGCAGCGGUCGACAGAACCACGAGAUUGCUCUCGCUCCGCAAGCAGUGGAUCGAGCCUAUGCACAAAAGUGGGGUCGACGCGAGUCCCACACCCACCCUUUGCAAGCACCUCCUAGUCGACGUGAUUCUACCCUCUCCAUCUACGAGGUCAGCAGCAGCAGCGCCGAGCACAGCUAUCUCGAGAGCAAUGCCACAAGCCGCAUCGGCUCGUUCAGCAACAUGACCGGCACUCCGCUCCAGCCUCUCAGCACCGCUGGCUUCAGUGGCGCUCCGAACGCAACUCAACCAUGGGCGAGUCCACAAUCGGCCAGCAGAUCGCCUUCGCCUGAGUUUGCUUCGCCGGAUCCAUCUCGACUUGGAGUGGCGCACCACGCUGUCGGAGGAGGCCGAAACUCAUCGGCCAGCGGACUCCUCGACUCUGACGGCAGCGACAAUGGCGCUGUGUCUCAGACGGCGGUGCUGAUCCCUUCUCGAGCCACUUCCAGGCAACGAUGA